Molecule: messenger RNA, 2134 nt
Organism: Phacochoerus africanus (Common warthog)
Lineage: Eukaryota; Metazoa; Chordata; Mammalia; Artiodactyla; Suidae
Gene: EDNRB
Product: endothelin receptor type B
Exons: 8
Coding region: 138-1757 (539 amino acids)
Biological process (GO): G protein-coupled receptor signaling pathway; vasoconstriction; enteric nervous system development
Cellular component (GO): membrane
Molecular function (GO): endothelin receptor activity
Source: RefSeq, a predicted model, not a curated record
CAGCCUCUGAGGACCGGUCUCUGGCGAGGACUGCCCUCUGCAGCAGCCGGCAGGUCCUGCUGAUGCUGUCCAGGCGUCGCCCAAGGGGAAAGGUUGCCGCGCGGUCGCCAGGGGCGGGAGGAGUCUGGCGGUGAUUGAUGGGGAAGGGACGAAUGAAUAAAAGUACUUGUCUAGGGACAGCAAGGAUUCCGAGCAAGCUGCGGAGGCUACACGGCCAGGCAUUCCCUCAGUGUGUCGUCAGAACGAGACCCGCCUGCAGCUCAAGGGAGGCGUGUUCGGCUCCCGGGCAGCCUGGAACCCAGCUACCAGAAGAGCGCGUCCUGCGAAGGAGGUCCCCGCCUGUCGCUCUGCGUCUGGGGUGUCCGGUCCUCGAGACUCUGAAAGCUGAGAAGCAGCCACCAACGUCCACCGGAGCAGGCAGCAACAUGCAGCCGCUGCGCAGCCUAUGCGGACGCGCCCUGGUGGCGCUGAUCCUUGCCUGUGGCGUGGCCGGGGUCCAGUCUGAGGAGAGGGGAUUCCCGCCGGCCGGGGCCACUCCACCAGCCCAGAGGACCGGAGAGAUAGUGGCGCCCCCUACUAAGACCUUCUGGCCCAGGGGGUCCAACGCCAGCCUGCCGCGGUCGUCCUCCCCUCCGCAGAUGCCUAAAGGAGGGAGGAUGGCGGGACCCCCAGCACGCACGCUCACCCCUCCUCCGUGCGAGGGACCCAUCGAGAUCAAGGACACUUUCAAGUACAUCAACACUGUGGUGUCCUGCCUAGUGUUCGUGCUGGGCAUCAUCGGAAACUCCACACUGCUGCGAAUCAUUUACAAGAACAAGUGCAUGCGAAACGGCCCUAACAUCUUGAUAGCCAGCCUGGCUCUGGGAGACCUGCUUCACAUCAUCAUUGAUAUCCCCAUCAACGUCUACAAGCUGCUCGCCGAGGACUGGCCCUUUGGAGUUGAGAUGUGUAAGCUGGUGCCUUUCAUACAGAAGGCCUCCGUGGGAAUCACUGUGCUGAGUCUAUGUGCUCUCAGUAUUGACAGAUAUCGAGCCGUUGCUUCUUGGAGUCGAAUUAAAGGAAUCGGGGUUCCAAAAUGGACAGCAGUGGAAAUUGUUUUAAUUUGGGUGGUCUCCGUGGUCCUGGCCGUCCCGGAAGCCUUAGGUUUUGACAUGAUUACCACUGACUAUAAAGGAAAUCGUCUGCGAAUCUGCUUGCUCCAUCCUACUCAGAAAACAGCCUUCAUGCAGUUUUACAAGACAGCUAAAGAUUGGUGGCUAUUCAGUUUCUAUUUCUGCUUGCCACUAGCCAUCACUGCAUUUUUUUAUACCCUGAUGACCUGUGAAAUGCUGAGAAAGAAGAGUGGCAUGCAGAUUGCUUUAAAUGAUCACUUAAAGCAGAGACGGGAAGUGGCCAAAACCGUAUUUUGUCUGGUCCUUGUCUUUGCCCUGUGUUGGCUUCCCCUUCAUCUCAGCAGGAUUUUGAAGCUCACUCUGUAUGAUCAAAAUGAUUCGAAUAGAUGUGAACUUUUGAGCUUUUUGUUGGUAUUGGAUUACAUUGGCAUCAACAUGGCCUCCCUGAAUUCCUGUAUUAAUCCAAUAGCUCUGUAUUUGGUGAGCAAAAGAUUCAAAAACUGCUUUAAGUCAUGCUUAUGCUGCUGGUGCCAGUCAUUUGAAGAAAAACAGUCCUUGGAGGAAAAGCAGUCAUGCUUAAAGUUCAAAGCUAAUGAUCACGGAUAUGACAACUUCCGUUCCAGUAAUAAAUACAGCUCAUCUUGAAAGGAGGAAUAUUCAUUUUCUUUCUUUUGGACAGAAAUCAUUAAAACAAGGAGACAUUUGUCAAAACAACACAAAACAACUGUGUGUUUGCACAAAACAAUGUAAAAAUGUAAGCGUGAAUAUUUUCUUAACGCUCGGAGUUACGCAUGUGACAAGUUACGAGCUGUUUACUGCAUAAGCAGAAAAGCAGUGAGAAUUAAGAAAGCCUCAUUGUGAAAGCACUUAAUUCUUUACAGUCAGCACUUCAGUGUAGCUUUCAGAACUUCCAGUAUAUUCAGAACCACUUACAUUUAAACUGAGCUCACUCGGAAUUCCUAUGAAAGAUUUUUUUUAAUUAAGGUGAAUCAGAUAUGAUAUAGAGGAAAAAUGGGUCACUG